GGCUGAAGAUAGCUUCCUACAUCCUGAUAGGUGUAGGGGGUCUCUCCAUGUUGAUGGGCUUCCUGGGCUGCCUGGGGACCAUCUACGAGAUCCGCUGUCUGCUGGGCCUGGUGAGCACACACACGCACACACACACACACACACACACACACACACACACACACACACACACACACACACACACACACACACACACACACACAGGCACACACACACACAGGCACACACAGGCACAGCACACACACACACACACACACACAGGCACAGGCACACACACAGGCACACACACACACAGGCACAGCACACACAGGCACACACACACACACAGCACACACACAGGCACACACACACACACACACACACACACACACAGGCACACACACGCACACACACACACACAGGCACACACACACACACAGGCACAAACACACAGGCACACACACACACACACAGGCACACACAGGCACAGGCACACACACACACACACACGUACACACACGCACAGGCACACACACAGGCACACACACACACACAGGCACACACACACACAGGCACAAACACACAGGCACACACACACACACACACACAUACUUGACUGCCUGGUGUGACUUACAGUCCGUGGUGCAUUAAGCUAAAGUAGGUAACCAUAUUGCAUUUAAAACUAAAACAUCUUAAAAAGUAGCUGGCAUCUACAAAAUCUACACUGAGUGUACAGAACAUUAAGAACACCUGCUCUUUCCAUGACAUGACCAGGUGAAAGCUAUGAUCCCUUAGCUACAUACCUGUUAAAUCAGUGUAGAUGAAGGAAAGAUUUUUAAGCCUUCAAACAAUUGAGACAUGGAUUGUGUAUGUGUGCCAUUCAGUGGGUGACUGGGCAAGACAAAACAUGUAAGUGCCUUUGAACGGGGUAUGGUAGUAGGUGCCAGGCGCACCGGUUUGAGUGUGUCAAGAACUUAAACACUGCUGGGUUUUUCACGCUCAACAGUUUCCCGUGUGUAUCAAGAAUGGUCCUCUACCCAAAGGACAUCCAUCCAACUUGACACAACUGUGGGAAGAAUUGGGGUCAACAUGUGGAACGCUUUCAACACCUUGUAGAGUCCAUGCCCUGACGAAUUGAGGCUGUUCUGAGGACAAAAGGGGGUGCAACCCAAUAUUAGGAAGGUGUUGCUAAUGUUUUGUACACUCAGUGUAUGCUAGUGUGAAUACAUUACAAACUAUUGCUACUGUACAGGGAGUAGUCUCCCACAAAGCCCGAUGGAUGUUCCAGUUCAUAUUGUAGAACCACAAAUCCCCAUGGAUGUUCCAGUUCAUAUUGUAGAACCACAAAGCCCCAUGGAUGUUCCAGUUCAUAUUGUAGAACCACAAAGCCCCAUGGAUGUUCCAGUUCAUAUUGUAGAACCACAAAGCCCCAUGGAUGUUCCAGUUCAUAUUGUAGAACCACAAAUCCCCAUGGAUGUUCCAGUUCAUAUUGUAGAACCACAAAGCCCCAUGGAUGUUCCAGUUCAUAUUGUAGAACCACAAAUCCCCAUGGAUGUUCCAGUUCAUAUUGUAGAACCACAAAUCCCCAUGAAUGUUCCAGUUCAUAUUGUAGAACCACAAAGGAGAUGAUGCAGAUUCUGCCUCCAGGGUUACGACUGUAGUUUUUGUUUGGAAGUUCACAUCCUAGUAAAUUAUUUAGAUACAUUGUUGAAUACAUAAUGCAAUUAUAUUUGAAGGCAGGGGGUAUUGAUGUCGGGAUGGAUAGAUGUUCAUGCAUUGUUAUGAUGGACUGUUGCCAUAGUGAUGUCAUCUCCAUAUAUCCCAUGAUCCUCUCUUCCUCCCCAGUACUUCACCUGCCUGCUGCUGAUUCUGAUUGGUCAGGUGGCAGCUGGUGUACUCCUCUACUUCCAGAAAGACCUGGUAAGUGAUGUCACUUCCUGUUUACACCUGUUGUUGGUCGCGUUCAGGAAAGAGCAACUUACUGAAUAUUGCCGAUAUAAAUACCAUGUGUAUAUAUAACUUUGCCAUUCUUACUCUACAUGUCAGAAAAGUAUGUAAUUGUAUUUUAUUUUGUCAUUUAGCAGACGCUCUUAUCCAGAGUGACUUACAGGAGCAAUUAGGGUUAAGUGCCUUGCUCAAGGGCACAUCAACAGAUUUUUCACCUAGGCAGCUCGGGGAUUUGAACCAGUGACCUUUCGGUUACUGGCCCAACGCUCUUACCCACCACCGCUCUUACUGCUACCUGCCACCGCUCUUAACCACUAGGCUACCUGCCUCCACCACUCUUAACCACUAGGCUACCUGCCACCACUCUUAACCACUAGGCUACCUGCCUGCCACCACUCUUAACCACUAGGCUACCUGCCACCACUCUUAACCACUAGGCUACCUGCCACCACUCUUAACCACUAGGCUACCUGCCCACCACUCUUAACCACUAGGCUACCUGCCACCGCUCUUAACCAAAUGGCUACCUGCCCCAACUGGCUCUUAAAACCCCAGCUUUCUGCCUGCCACCACUCUUAACCACUAGGCUACCUGCCACCGCUCUUAACCACUAGGUACCCCCACCACUCUAACCACUAGGCUCUGGGGCCCCCGUCUUAACCACUAGGCUACCUGCCUGCCACCACUUUAACCACUUGGGUACCUGCACCGCUCUAACCACUAGGCUAACUGCCUUUCCACCGCUCUUAACCCAGGCACGCCGCCAACCAUCUUCACUGGCUACUUGCCCGCCACCCCUCUUAACCACUAGGUACCUGCCUGCCACCGCUCUUAAACCACCCAGGCAUCCUGCCUGCCACCGGGUUCUUAAACCACUAGGUACCUGCUGCCACCCCUUUAACCCCCAGGCCUAACCUGGCACCGCUCCUAACCACUAGGCUACCGCCUGCCCACCGCUCUUAACCUAGGCUACUGCACCCCCCCUUAACCACUAGGCCGCUUUCCACACUCUUAACCACUAGGCUACCCCUGCUCCACCACUCUUAACCAUUUGGCUUUCCUGCGCCACCACUUUAACCAUGGGACUGGCACCCCUUAAACCACUAGGGUAACCUGCCACCACUCUAACCAUUUAGGCUACGCAAACCACUUAACAUAGGCCCACCUGCCACGCCUUAACCACUGGGUAGCACCCUCUAAAACCACUAGGGUACCUGCCCCGCUCUUAACCAAGGCUACUGCACGCUCUUUAAACCCCUAGGCUACUGCCACGCUCUAACCACUAGGCUACCUGCCUGCACCACUCUUAACCAUAGGCUACCUGCACCGCUCUUAACACUAGGGUACUGCCACCGCUCUUAACACUAGGCUACCUGCCACCACUCUAACCAUAGGUACCCGCCACCACUCUUAACCAUAGGCUACGCCACCGCUCUUAACCACUAGGUACCGCCCGCCACCACUCUUAACCACUAGGCUACCGCCCCCGCUCUUAACCCCUAGGCACCUUGCCACCAACUCUUAAACCCUUAGGCUACCUGCAACCACUCUAACCACUAGGUACUGCCUGCCACCACUUUAACCACAGGCUACCGCUGCCACCCCUUAACCACUAGGCUACCUGCCACCGCUCUUACCCUAGGCUACUGCUGCACGCUCUUAACCACUAGGCUACUGCCCCACCAUCUUAACCACUAGGCACCUGGCACGCUCUAACCAUAGGUACCUGCACCACUUUAACCAAUAGGCUACCCGCCUGCCACCGCUCUUAACCUAGGUCCCGCUGCCACGCUCUUAACACAGGUACCUUUCCCCCUCUUAACCACUAGGCUCCUACCUGCCACGCUUUAACCAUAGGCUACUGCCACCGUUUUUUUAAACCCCUAGGGGUACCUGCUGCACACUCUUUAAACCACUAGGGGUACCGCCCCGCUCUAACCACUAGGCUACCUGCCGCACCACUCCCUUAAAACCCCUAGGCUACCCGCCUGCCACCACUCUUAAACACUAGGCACCUGCCACGCUUAACACUAGGACUGCACCGGUCUUAACCACUAGGGACUGCCAACAAAUUAACCACUAGGCUGCCUGCCACACUCUAAAACCACUGGCUACCGCCAACCAUCUUAACCACUAGGCUACCUGCCACCACUUAACACUAGGCUGCUGCCACACUCUUAACCACUAGGUACUGCCACCACUCUUAACCCCUAGGUACUGCCCCCAACUCUUAACCACUAGGCUACCUGCCACCACUCUUAACCACUAGGCUACCUGCACACUCUAACCACUAGGCUACCUGCCAACUUAACCUAGGACCCCACCACUCUUAACCACAGGCAACUGCACCACUCUUAACCACUAGGCUAACCCGCCACCGCUCUUUAACCCCUAGGCUACCUGGCACCGUCUGGUUUCCUGAAAUUCAAAUGUUUCAACCCGCCUGAACCAAACCCGUUUGGUUGAAAAUGACUCGGAACACCCUUUAGACUACACCUUGUUUUGAGACUACACCUUGUUUUGAGACUACACCUUGUUUUGAGACUACACCUUGUUUUGAGACUGCACCUUGUUUUGAGACCUGCCUACUGAUUACACCUUUUACUUUUAGUCAGAGACAAAAGCUGUAUUGACAUGACUGUGUUGGAGUAUAACUGCCAAGAAAAUAUAAUUAUUUCCAAGGAAUGAAAAGUGUUCCCAGCUUCUCUGGGACUUUCUAUGUGUGGGUUGUCAAUAGCACACUAUAAAGAAUUUCCCCUGUUGGUUUCAUUUAGCUAAGAUGAGUUUGUGAUAAAACACCCCUGACAAGCCAAUAGAUAGUGGCUGUUUCCCAAAUGGCACCAUAUUCCUUAUCCCUAUGGGCCCUGCUCAAAAGACAUGAACCGGGUGCCAUUUGGGACAAGCCAGCGUCAUGUCAAGCUGAUUGAGCGGUGUUUGGUAUCACAGUGCCCCCUGUUGUUCACUAUGAAAACUGCAGGGCACUAGUGUGGUGGUGGUUAUUAAUGCACAGGAGGCCCCAGGAGGUCCAGAGGAAAGUGGCCCCUGUGGGGGUGUUUUGUCAGUGAGGGGCAUAAACAAAGGGGGCGAAAGAGAGAGGGUUGGUUGUCAGUGGGAAGGGGUCAAAAAGAGAGAGGUGUUGUCUGUCAGUGAGGAGAGGGGUCUGAGGGGAGGGGUCAGAAGGAGAGAGGUUUUUCUGCGUGAGGAGGGGGUCGAGAGAGAGAGGUGUGUUUGCAUGAGGAGAGGGGGGCAGAGAGAAGGGGGUUUUUUUUCGUAGGAGGGGGGUCAGAGAGACGAGGGGUUGUUGUCAGUGAGGAGAGGGGUCAGAGAGAGAGGUGUGUCUGUCAGUGAGGAGAGGGGUCAGAGAGAGAGAGGUGUGUCGUCAGUGGGGGAAGGGGGGGAAGGGAGGGGGUUGAGGAGGAGAGGGGAGAGGGGAGAGGGGGGGGUGUUGUCAUGAGGAGAGGGGUCAGAGAGAGAAGAGGGUGUCUGUCAGUGAGGAGAGGGGUCAGGAGAGAGAGGUGUGUCUGUCAGUGAGGAGAGGGGUCAGAGAGAGAGAGGUGUCUGUCACUGAGGGGAGAGGGGUCAGAGAGAGAGAGGUGUUGUCUGUCAGUGAGGAGAGGGGUCAGAGAGAGAGAGGUGUGUCUGUCAGUGAGGAGAGGGGUCAGAGAGAGAGAGGUGUGUCUGUCAGUGAGGAGAGGGGUCCGUGAGGAGAGGGUAGGAGAGAGGUGUCUGUCAGGAGGAGAGGGGUCAAAAGAGAGAGGUGGUUGUCAGGAGGAGAGGGUCAGAGAGAGAGGUGUGUUGUCAGGAGGGGGGGGCGAGAGAGGAGAGAGGUGGUGUCUUAGGAGGAGAGGGGGUCAGAGACGAGAGAGGGUGUUUUGAGUGAGGAGAGGGGGAGGAGAAGGAGGGUGUCGUCAUAGGAGAGGGGGCAGAGGAGAGAGAGAGAGGGGUUGUUGCAGGAGGAAGGGGUAGAGGAGAGAGGGGUUCUGGGGCAGUGAGGAAGGGGCGAAAGAGGGGGGUCGCUGCAGUGAGGAGGGGGUCAGAGAGAGAGGGAGGAGGGUGUGUCUGUCGUGGGAGAGGGGGGGCAGAGGGGGUGACUGCUGCUGGGAGGAAAAACCACACCACUAAGAGAGGUGUAAACACAGAUGUGGAUAAUUGAAGAAACAGCCACACACCACCACACAGAGGGAUACUUUAUAACCCUUUAGCUGGUUUGGGAAAGGCCAGCAGAAGCUAUAGACUUGGAAUGGAACAGAACCCACCCUGGCUGGAGAGGAUAGUUUGCUGGCUUGAUUCAGGGGCCCUUUGGACAAAAAACCACACAACACCCCCAAACUUUUCUGUCCCCAGGGACCUGAAGGGAAGCACUGACUGGUUUACACCGUAAAGCUGGAAUCCACCUCUCAGACCCAGAUUUUGCCUGCGUCCCAAAUGGAAACCCUUUUUCCCCUUUUAGUGAAACUCCCCAAAAGUAGUCACUACAGUAUAUAGGGAAUAGGGUUUGCUUUUUUGGGACAGCCCUAAAAUAUUACCCUGAGUACCCCUGCGGGCUCCCUGCUUAUUCUAUCUGAAAGAGAACCCUCGUUGGAAGCCCUGGACCCAAACAUCAGCCACGGCGCUCCCCUUUGGGCCAAAAAGGAUUUUUUAAAGAUGACAUGUUGCUUCAGCGCUUUAAACAAGAUCUGCUUUUUCACUAUAACUAAGCAUUUCAACACAACAGACAUGUCCAAAUCAUGUAGCUUUUAAAGGGGUGGCGGGAAAAACGCACCCAAAAAUGGCCCCCCAAAUUUCCCCUUUAUAGUGCCCAAACUGUUGACAAGGGAAAUAGAGCCCUUAAAAAGUAGUACACUCCCGUGCAUUGGGAAAAAGUUUCAGACCCCUUGAUUUUUUCCCCAAACCAAUUUUGUUACAUUAGAGCCUUUUCCCCCAAUAAAUCUAAAAAAAAUUACCCCCAAAAAGAAACCCAAUCUACCCCCCAUAAAACAAUUUUCCCACCCCAUAGUAACAAUCACCCCCAUAGAAAACAACUACCCCCCAAAGAAACAAUCUCCCCCCAUAGAAACAAUUCCCACCCCAUAUUAAAAAUAUACACCCAUAUUUAAACAAUUACCCCCCAUGUAAAAUCUACCCCCAUAGUAAAUCUACCCCCCAUAGAAAACAAUUUCCCCCAUAUUUAAAAAUUUUCCCCCCAAAUAGAAACCCAAUCUCCCCCCAAAAGAAAACAAUAUAACCCCUUUAGAAAACAAUCCCCCCAUAGAAACACUUCCCCCCCCUUUUAGUAAAAAAUUAACACCCUAUUUAACAAUUUUCCCAACCCCAUAGUAAAAAUUCCCACCCAAAAACCCAAUCUACCCCUAGUAACAAAAAAAACCACCCCAUAGAAAACAAUAACCCCCCCUAGUAAAAUCCCCCACCCCUUUGGUAACAAUCUACACCCCAUAGUAACAAUCUACCCCCCAUAGUAACAAUCUACACCCCCUAGAAAACCAAUCUACCCCCAAUAGUAAAAACCUCUACCCCCCCAUAGAAACCAAUCUAAAACCCAUAGUAACAACUACACCCAUAGAAUAAUCUACCCCCCCAUAGUAACAAUAUACCCCCCCAUGUAAAAAUCUACACCCCCAAGUAACGCCUCCACACCAUAGAAACCCCAAUCUACCCCAUGAACAAUCUACACCCCUAGAAAACCAAUCUACCCCCCUAUAAAAUCUACCCCCCUAGUAACAAUAUAAAACCCCCUAUUAACAAUCUAAAACCCCAUAGUAACAAUAUACACCCCAUAGUAACAAUCUACACCCCAUAGUAACAGAGAAAAACAUUUUUUAGGUUUUUUUAAAAUACUAAAAAUUCCCAUUUACAUACAGUUAAAAGGUCGGAAUUUUACAUCAUCUUACCAAAUGCUUUUAAAAACUCAUUUUUUCACAAUCAUGACUUUUAAUCCUAAAAAAAUUUCCCUUUUUCUUGGGUUCGUUGGGAAAUCACCACUUUUUUUUUAAGAAUUAAAAAUGUCGAAUAAUUUGGGGAAAAUUUUGUAUUUCAGCUUUUUUUUUUCAUCACUUUCCCCCGUGGGCCCGAAUUUUUACUACACCCCAAUUAGUUUUUGGUUUACAUUCCUUUUAAAUUGUUUAAUUUGGGGUCAAAUGUUUGGGGUAGCCUUCCACAAGCUUUCCAAAAAAAAAGUUGGGUAAAUUUUGGCCCUUUCCCCCUCCUAAAAACAAGCUUGUGAAAAACUGAUCAUUUUGACCCUCCUUGCUCGCCCCACUUUUUUUUUCAUUUUUGCCCAAAAAUUUUCCAUAGGAUUGAGGUCAGGGCUUUGGUGCUGGCCACUCCAAUACCUUGACUUUGUUGUCCUUAAGCCAUUUUGCCACAACUUUGGAAGAUUGCUUGGGGUCAUUGUCCAUUUGGAAGACCAUUUGCGACCAAGCUUUAACUUCCUGACUGAUGUCUUGAGAUGUUACUUCAAUAUAUCCACAUAAUUUUCCUUCCUCAUGAUGCCAUCUAUUUUGUGAAGUGCACCAGUCCCUCCUGCAGCAAAGCACCCCCACAGCAUGAUGGUGUUCUUCGGCUUGCAAAGCAACCCCCUUUUUCCUCCAAACACAACAAUGGUCAUUAUGGCCAAACAGUUUCUAUUUUUGUUUCAUCAGACCAGAGGACAUUUCUCCAAAAAGUACUAUCUCUGUCCCCAUGUGCAGUUUGCCAAAACCGUUAGUGUGGCUUUUUAUGGCGGGUUUUGGAGCAGUGGCUUCUUCCUUGCUGAGCGGCCUUUCAGGUUAUGUCGAUAUAGGACUAGUGUUACUGUGGAUAUAGAUACUUUUGUACCUGUUUCCUCCAGCAUCUUCACAAGGUCCUUUGCUGUUGUUCUGGGAUUGAUUUGCACUUUUCGCACCAAAGUAGCGUCUCGACGGCUGCGUGGUCCCAUGGUGUUUAUACUUGCAUACUAUUGUUUGUACAGAUGAACGUGGUACCUUCAGGCAUUUGGAAAUUGCUCCCAAGGAUGAACCAGACUUGUGGAGGUCUACAAUGUUUUUUCUGAGGUCUUGGCUUAUUUCUUUUGAUUUUCCCAUGAUGUCAAGCAAAGAGGCACUGCGUUUGAAGGUAGGUCUUGAAAUACAUCCACAGGUACACCUCCAAUUGACUCAAAUGAUGUCAAUUAGCCUAUCAGAAGCUUCUAAAGCCAUGACAUAAUUUUCUGGAAUUUUCCAAGCUGUUUAAAGGCACAGUCAACUUAGUGUAUGUAAACUUCUGACCCACUGGAAUUGUGAUACAGUGAAUUGUAAGUGAAAUAAUCUGUCUGUAAACAAUUGUUGGAAAAAUGACUUGUGUCAUGCACAAAGUACAUGUCCUAACCGACUUGCCAAAACUAUAGUUUGUUAACAAGACAUUUGUGGAGUGGUUGAAAAAUGAGUUUUAAUGACUCCAACCUAAGUGUAUGUAAACUUCCGCCUUCAACUGUAAGUAUUCAGACCCUUUACUCAGAACUUUGUUGAAGCACCUUUGGCAGCGAUUACAGCCUUGAGUCUUCUUGAGUAUGACGCUACAAGCUUGGCACACCUGUAUUUGGGGAGUUUCUCCCAUUCCUCUCUGCAGAUCCUCUCAAGCUCUGUCAAGUUGGUAUGGGGAGCGUUGCUGCACAGCUAUUUUCAGAUCUCUCCGGAAAUGUUCGAUCGGGUUCAAGUCCGGGCUCUGGCUGGGCCACUGAAGGACAUUCAGAGACUUGUCCCGAAGCCCCUCCUGCGUUGUCUUGGCUGUGUGCUUAGGGUCGUUGUCCUGUUGGAAGGUGAACCUUCGCCCCAGUCUGAGGUCCUGAGCGCUCGGGAGCAGGUUUUCAUCAAGGAUCUCUAUGUACUUUGCUACAUUCAUCUUUGCCUCGAUCCUGACUAGUCUCCCAGUCCCUGCCGCUGAAAAACAUCCCCACAGCAUGAUGCUGCAACCACCAUGCUUCACCAUAGGGAUGGUGCCAGGUUUAAGAAUGAUGGAGGCCACUGUGUUCUUGGGGACCUUCAAUGCUGCAGAAAUGUUUUGGUACCCUUCCCCAGAUCUGUGCCUCAACACAAUCCUGUCUCGGAGCUCUACGGACAAUUCCUUCGACCUCAUGGCUUGGUUUUUGCUCUAAUAAAUGUGCAAAAAUUUAUAAAAACCUGUUUUCACUUUGUCAUUAUUAAUAUUAUCGGGUAUUGUGUGUAGAUUGAUGAGAACCCCCCCCCGCCCCAAUUUAAUCAAUUUUAGAAAAUGGCUGUAACAUAACAAAAUGUGGAAAAAGUCAAGGGGUCUGAAUACUUUCCGAAUGCACUGUAGUGCACUACUUUUGACUGGAGCUCUAUGUGCCCUUGUCAACAGUAGUGCACUAUAAAGGGAAUAGGGUGCCAUUUGGGACAAAGGCUCCGUGCACUUUAUUUACCCGAUUCAACAGAGAAGGAAUGGAGAGGGGUCAGAGUGGAGUUGGAACCAUAUUUACCCGAUUCAACAGAGAAGGAAUGGAGAGAGGUCAGAGUGGAGUUGGAACCAUAUUUACCCGAUUCAACAGAGAAGGAAUGGAGAGAGGUCAGAGGUGGAGUUGGAACCAUAUUUACCCGAUUCAACAGAGAAGGAAUGGAGAGGGGGUCAGAGUGGAGUUGGAACCAUAUUUACCCGAUUCAACAGAGAAGGAAUGGAGAGGGGUCAGGAGUGAGUUGGAACCAUAUUUACCUGAUUCAACAGAGAAGGAAUGGAGAGGGGUCCGAGUGGAGUUGGAACCAUAUUUACCCGAUUCAACAGAGAAGGAAUGGAGAGGGGUCAGAGAGUGGAGUUGGAACCAUAUUUACCCGAUUCAACAGAGAAGGAAUGGAGAGGGGUCAGAGUGGAGUUGGAACCAUAUUUACCCGAUUCAACAGAGAAGGAAUGGAGAGGGGUCAGAGAGUGGGAGUUGGAACCAUAUUUACCCGAUUACAGAGAAGGAAUGGAGAGGGGUUCAGAGUGGAGACAUAAGAUUGCACAAAACGAUGCUAGUUUUGAAUGAUCAGGGACAUUUUUCUCAAGGAAUUUAUUCUGAUUUAUUAAACUGAUUAUCUCUCUAGUUCUGGGCAUUGUGUUAGUGUUUUCUCUCCAGGCAUUGUGUUUGUGUUGGAAACUUUAGUUUAGAAACCAACACUGUCUGACUCUCUGGCUGACUGGUUGAUUGACUCUGGCUGACUUGACUGGUUUCCCCCUUCUCUCUCUGUCUCAGCUAAAUAAUGAGAUGUCCAACAUCAUGACCCAGAUCCUGAAAAACUACCCUGGCAAGAACAGCACCACCGAGCAGGCCUGGGACUACAUACAGAGGACGGUGAGUGGAGAGCACAGAUCUAGGAUCAGGUUAUAUCUUCCCUUUAACUCUAACCUGAACCAUUAGAGUGGAGAACACUAGCUGACCUUAGAUCACUGUCUACAACUUCAAUCCUACUCUGAGUAGAGCCAAUGUGAAAGUGACGCCUAGAGGUCAGAAUACAGAAAUUUAACAAGAUUGAAAGAGUCGAUUAGGGGGUCCGGGGGCAUGACGCCCAUAAAUAAAAUAAAAAUUUGAACUAAGGGAAAAGGGUGUUAUUUUUUACUUGCAACGGAGGUCAAUUUCGAACCAGUUCAAAAGUCAACACACCAGUCGACUAUAUAGGGAUUUAACGGUUCAAAAAGAAUGUACCUGUAGUUUUAUGGUGAACUGGCAAGUGGUGUUAACCCUGCUAAGAAAAUUCAUAAAAUACAGUGGAUCUUGACCAAUCAUUUGCAUAGGUUUGGCAAUUACCUGAAGUGAAACGAACCAGUGUGAUCUAAGUAGUCGAGUAGCUUGGUGUAAGGUUCUCUGUACAGAAAUUAGACUUGUGUCACUUGUUUGGCACCAUUCCUGGGUGUUAACUCCACGUUUGAAGCAGUCGUAAAAAAACAUCUAAAUGGAUUGUUCAGUGGAGCCAAACCAUAGCUGUUAGAAAUGGAUUGACAGGAAGGCCUUCCGCCAAGCUCUUAAAGCUCCAUCUGUCUGGAAAAGUGAUUUCAAACAAAGGAAAUGGGAAAAUACUUUAAAAACACUUAAAGGGGGAAAAGUCUUUGCCUAGCUUAAAAAUUUACGGAAGGGUUGGGGCAGCUCAUUUUUUGAAAAAAAAAAAGGAAAGUUUUCCUUGGGUUUCUCCCUUUUACCUGGCCCCUUUUUCUAUCAUUUUUUACAACUUUUUUAUUUUUCUGCAGGGGGCCCCUUUUUUUCGUAUCUUAUUUUAAGGGGGAAAGCCCCCCUUCUUAAAAAUUUUUUGUGCUUUCCCAAUGGCCUUUUCUUCCUCUCUUUGUCGCCUCUUCUUGUUUGGCCCCUUUUUCUGUUUUUUGGUCUCUCUCCCCCCCUUUAUUCUCUAUACCUAUCUCUUCUUUCGUUCUUUUUCUUCUUUUUGGGGCUUUUUUUUUUCCCCUCUCUGUUCUUCUCUUUGUUUUCUUCUUUUUCUUUUUCUCUUUCUUCGUCUCCCUUUCUGUGUUGUUCCUUCUCUCUUCUUGUUUAUCUCUUUCUUUUCCUUCCCAUCCCUCUUUCCUUCCCUCCCUCACCCCCCUUUUUCAGAGGAGUUUUUGUGGAUGGAGUGGUGUAUGGAGGGCAUGGUAAUCGUCUGGGAAAUUUCCCGUGUUUUUCCCAGUUCCCCCAGAACGCGUCGGGUUUGAGGGUAAAUUCCCUCCGACAGGGUUUUUGUGAGGCACAGUCAGCUGAGGGCCCCCGUUCCCAAAAGGGUAAGAACACUGAUUUAUUGGGGUUGGGUUUGAUUAAGAGAAGAACAUCCUAAAAAAGAGGCUGUAUAGUACUGUGCAACGGUGUCAGUACUCCAGAAGUGGGUUUUUGUCAAUUUAAAAGGCAUUGAAAUAUGGUCACAUUGUUUGACCCAUUUUGAUUUAUUUUUGCCAAUGAACACCAUCAAAAACCACCAUCACCUGAAUUAUUGGGCUUUGUUUAAAAUACAUCCUCUUUGUUUCUUUGUUCUUGUCUCUCUCUUGUCUCUCUGUGUUUCUUUUCCUUUUCUUCUCUCUCGUUCCUUUCUAAUUCAAUUUAAGGGCUUUUUUUUGGAGGGAAACGUAUUUGUUAAAUUGCCAAAAAAAGUGAAAAAUAGAUAGUAAAAAAAAAAGGAAAUAAACAAAAAAAUUUAAAGUAAACAUUUCACAGAAGUUUAAAAGAAAAAAAAGAAUUUAAAGUCAUUUUUAAUAUUAAGUGUUUGAAAAAUGUUAUAUUAUUUUUUCCUUUUUAUUCCUAUUUCUUUUUGUUUUUUUUGUUAUUUGUUAUUUUGUUAUUAUAUGUUUUUGGGGUUAGUAUUUUUUAUUUCUUAUUUUCUUUGUUUGUUGUCUGUUGUUGUUUUGUUUUGUCUGUUGUUUUGUUAUUUUUGUUGUAUUUUUGUUGUUGUUUUGUUGCUUUUGUUGUUGUAUGUUGUUGUUGUUUUGUUGAUUUUUUAGUUGUUGUUGGGGGUGUAUGUUUUGUUGUUGUAUGUAUGUUGUUGGGGUUUUUGUUGUUGUUUUGUUGUUGUAUGUAUGUUUUGUUGUCUGUUGAUGUAUUUGUAUUUAUUAGUUUUUUAAAUAUUUGAUUAUUAUUGUUUAGUUUGUCUUUUUUUCUUUGUUUUUAUUUUUGUCUUUUUUGUUUUUUUUUUGUUUUUUUCUGUUUUUUGGGUUUUUUCUUUUCUGUUUUUUUUUUGUUUUUUUUUGUUUUUUGUUUUUUUUUGUUUUUUUUGUUUUUUUUUUUUCUUUUUUUUUGUCUCUUCUUGUUUUCCCCUUUGCUCUUUUUUGUCUUCUCUUUCGUCUCUCUUUUUCGUUCUUUUCUCUCUGUUCUUUCUUGUCCCUCCUUGUACUCCUUUUGGGCGGGUGUUUGCCCUUUCCUGGGGGUUCCUGGGAGGGCUGUAUUGGGGGAAAGAAACAUUUCAUUCUUAAAGGGCCGCCCCUUCUUCAUAGGAAAGAACAAAAUAAUUUAUAGGACCAGAACAACAUAUACAUUCUAUAGGACCAGAACAACAUAUACAUUCUAUAGAACCAGAACAACAUAUACAUUCUAUAGGACCAGAACAACAUAUACAUUCUAUAGAACCAGAACAACAUAUACAUUCUAUAGGACCAGAACAACAUAUACAUUCUAUAGGACCAGAAACAACAUAUACAUUCUAUAGGACCAGAACAACACAUACAUUCUAUAGGACCAGACAAACAUUACAUUCUAUAGAACCAGAACAAACAUAUACAUUCUAUAGGACCAGAACAACAUAUACAUUCUAUAGAACCAGAACAACAUAUACAUUCUAUAGGACCAGAACAACAUAUACAUUCUAUAGGACCAGAACAACAUAUACAUUCUAUAGGACCAGAACAACACAUACAUUCUAUAGGACCAGAACAACACAUACAUUCUAUAGGACCAGAACAACAUAUACAUUCUAUAGGACCAGAACAACAUAUACAUUCUAUAGGACAAUGUGUUUCAUCUUAAUCCAAUACAACCAAAAUCAGGUAUUUGAGAGCUUCUGAAAGCAAGGGCUUUUUUUCUCCCUGAAUCAUGUCUGUCAGGCAGGUCUCUCAGCCAGACAGAUGUUUAUCAUAUCUGUCAGACAGGUCUCUCAGCCAGACAGAUGUUUAUCAUAUCUGUCAGGCAGGUCUCUCAGCCAGACAGAUGUUUAUCAUAAGAGGAAUAACUGCCUGUCAGAAACAGCUUCUGACCUCUUGACUUAAUCCACGUCACUUCCAAGCCAGCAGCUCUUUUUUUUUUUUGUGUGUAUGUAAACGCUUCAUGCUACAGGAGCAUACAUUGAUCACAGCUAUUGAGAGAACCCUCCUGAAAGGCUUUAGAUGUAGUGAUGCUGUUAACCUGACCUCUGACCUCUGUGUUCUACAGCUCCUGGGUAUGAUCCUGUCCAUUGGGCUGUGUAGGAGCAUACACACUGAGGAAUACACCAAAGUGCCAAAGUAC
Molecule: messenger RNA, 14836 nt
Organism: Coregonus sp. 'balchen'
Lineage: Eukaryota; Metazoa; Chordata; Actinopteri; Salmoniformes; Salmonidae
Source: the annotation of a GenBank genome assembly